Scedosporium apiospermum is the source of this 414-nucleotide messenger RNA. RefSeq lists its product as uncharacterized. The transcript is spliced from 3 exons. Bases 1 to 414 code for a protein of 137 amino acids. Lineage: Eukaryota; Fungi; Ascomycota; Sordariomycetes; Microascales; Microascaceae. Gene Ontology annotation, cellular component: mitotic spindle pole body; mitotic spindle midzone; DASH complex. Gene Ontology annotation, biological process: attachment of spindle microtubules to kinetochore; mitotic cell cycle. The record is from RefSeq and is a predicted model, not a curated record.
AUGUCAAUCCCACCGCGAUCCUUUCCUUCCCACCUCCGAGGCUCCUCCAUCUCAGGAAGUGGCGCAGGACCGUCGCCUGCGCUCGUGGCGCGCAUCGAGGAGAAGAAGGCGGAGCUCGAGAACCUGAAGCAAUUGCGCGAUCUCAGUGCGGCAGUCGCGGGACAGAUGGAGGCACUUGAACAAAAACUUUCGACGCUUUCGGAUGGGACUGAAGCUAUUGCCACUGUUAUGAGUAACUGGCAUAACGUGCUGCGCGCAAUUAACAUGGCAUCGACGAAACCGUCCGGCGAUGGCGAUACGCCCCAGCUACCGCAAACCCUCGUCCGAAUCCCCACCGAACAUGCGCCCGCGUUACAAGCCCAGGCGGACGCAGCCGCAGAGGCAGAGGCGGAACAGAAGCAGGAAACGCCUUGA